AUGGCAUAUGAAAGCGCAGCGCGAAGGAGCAAGGGAGUCGGGAGGAAAAGGAUAAAGAGGCUAUUUGGACCAAUUGUGUACGAUACGACAACGCUAACCACCACCUCCAACCACGUCCUUUCUAAUGGAGACACCAACAUCGCCCACCCUCUACCGCAUCCUCUCCAAGCAAGACACCUACUUAACCUUAAACCUUUGAUCAAAUCAAGAGGUUAUUAUUCAUCUAUCUCUUUAAAAAGAGAGAGAGCCAAACACCGGCAACCUCACUUAAACCCCCUCCCCUUAUCGAAGAAAAAAAAUUCCCAAGCACUAUUAGAGAUCUCCCCGAUCACUCUCCUACAUCUAUAA
Molecule: messenger RNA, 348 nt
Organism: Dovyalis caffra
Lineage: Eukaryota; Viridiplantae; Streptophyta; Magnoliopsida; Malpighiales; Salicaceae
Source: the annotation of a GenBank genome assembly